Messenger RNA from Xylona heveae TC161, 1206 nucleotides. RefSeq lists its product as hypothetical. The record is from RefSeq and is a predicted model, not a curated record. Bases 1 to 1206 code for a protein of 401 amino acids. Lineage: Eukaryota; Fungi; Ascomycota; Xylonomycetes; Xylonales; Xylonaceae. The transcript is spliced from 3 exons.
AUGAAUUUCCAGCCCGCCUUUGAUCCCGCUAUUUUCGCUCAGCAGCAGCAACAGCAGCAGCAACAGCAGCAGCAACAGCUGCCACAGCAGCCGCAGCCGCCUCUGGUUGACCCUUCCGUUGAUUUUCAGCCAACGCUCGGCUUGCAACAAAUGCCCCAGCAGCCUUUUUAUCCUGCGCCCUAUGGCCAGAUGCCGAACCCCACUUCUAUGUAUGCCACGCCUCAGGGCAUGCCCAUGGGGUUUCCCAUGGGACCAGGAAAGAUCCCAGGCACCAUGACGCCGGUCGCCGCCGCCCGUGGAGGAAUGAUGCCCGGGGCCGGGAUGCAGCCACAGCACCAGCAGCAACUACUCCAACAACAGCAACAGCAACAGCAGCCGCAACUGCAACCGCAACAGCUCGGCAUGCCAGGUGGAGGAGCUCACCGAAACCCGUACGCCCACACCCCGUAUCCGCAGCAGGGCCCUAUACCGCCUCCAUCACAACCGCAGCCUUCACAUUCGGCCACUCCUCCUCGUCACGCAUCCCCUCAUACGCCCCAGCAACCGCAACCGCAGUCCCAACAACCCAUGCCAGUAUCAAACCCAAUGCAAACUCCUCAAGGUCAGCAGUCCGCACAUCAGCCUCCGCGGCCCGUCAUUCAACCUCCACUGUCUCCGGCCUCGCAGAGCCGAGAAAAAGAACGUGUCACGGCACUGCUAGAGAUAAAUUCGGCCCUGUUGCAAGAAGUGGUAAAUUUACAGGCCCAGGGCAAAGCAGGCUUGCCAACACCUCCGCAGCAAAAGCAAGGUGAUGACAAGGACGGCGAGACAAAACCGAAUCAGCCUCCAAAACGAGAAUACAUUGAUUGCAUGCGUCGCCUACAAGCCAACCUGGCCUAUCUUGCAGCCAUUGCUGAUCGCUCUCGCAAACCGUCCUCUGCUAUUCCUGCCUGCCCCGCCAUUAUGGAUGCACCACCGCAUCUCCCUAGUUUGAGCGAGUCGUAUGCGAAGUUGCAACGGCUCUUUCCCGAUGCCAAGCCUGGUGUUAAUCUCAUGCAGGCCCCGAGAGUAGGCAUAAACGUCCCUGGCAAUCCCAUGGCUGCUCAGCAGAAGAUACCUAUACAGCCGCAAGGACAACCGAUGCCGCCAAACAUGAUGCAGCAGCAGCAGCAGCAGAUGAUGGCAAUGACGAACAUGCCCAUGGCCGGAAUGCCACACAUGGGUUAA